Messenger RNA from Protobothrops mucrosquamatus (brown spotted pit viper), 1822 nucleotides. It is a transcript of the gene TPM1, whose product is annotated as tropomyosin 1. NCBI's taxonomy places the organism in Eukaryota, Metazoa, Chordata, Lepidosauria, Squamata, Viperidae. Gene Ontology annotation, molecular function: actin filament binding. The record is from RefSeq and is a predicted model, not a curated record. Gene Ontology annotation, cellular component: actin filament. Gene Ontology annotation, biological process: actin filament organization; cardiac muscle contraction. The transcript has 10 exons. Bases 46 to 1026 code for a protein of 326 amino acids.
CCUCCUCCUCCUCGACGGACUUUUGCUAACUGCCCCGCCGCCGCCAUGGACGCCAUCAAGAAGAAGAUGCAGAUGCUGAAGCUGGACAAGGAGAACGCGCUGGACCGCGCCGAGCAAGCCGAGGCCGACAAGAAGGCCGCCGAGGAGCGCAGCAAGCAGUUAGAGGACGACAUUGUGCAGUUGGAAAAGCAACUGCGGGUCUCGGAGGACGAGAGGGACCGGGUCCUGGAGGAGCUGCAUAGCGCCGAGGACAGCCUCCUCACUGCGGACGAGAAGGCCACCAAGUUGGAAGAUGAGUUGGUGUCUCUGCAAAAGAAGCUGAAGGGCACCGAAGAUGAGCUGGACAAAUAUUCAGAGUCCCUGAAAGACGCCCAGGAGAAGCUGGAGGUGGCAGAGAAGAAAGCUGCAGAUGCCGAGAGCGAUGUGGCUUCUCUGAACAGGCGCAUCCAGCUGGUAGAGGAGGAGCUGGACCGGGCCCAGGAGCGUUUGGCGACAGCCCUGCAGAAGCUGGAGGAGGCCGAGAAGGCGGCAGACGAGAGUGAGAGGGGCAUGAAGGUCAUUGAGAGCAGAGCCCUGAAGGAUGAGGAGAAGAUGGAGAUCCAGGAGAUCCAGCUGAAAGAAGCCAAGCACAUUGCAGAGGACGCUGACCGCAAGUAUGAGGAGGUGGCCCGGAAGCUGGUGAUCAUCGAGAGCGACCUGGAGCGUGCAGAAGAACGAGCCGAGCUCUCCGAAAGCAAAUGUGCUGAACUUGAAGAGGAAUUGAAAACUGUGACCAACAACCUGAGGUCGCUGGAAGCUCAGGCGGAGAAGUACUCCCAGAAGGAAGACAAAUAUGAAGAGGAAAUCAAGGUUCUUACUGACAAACUGAAAGAGGCUGAGACCCGAGCCGAGUUUGCAGAGAGGUCGGUAACCAAGCUAGAGAAGAGCAUUGAUGACUUAGAAGAGAAAGUGGCUAAUGCAAAAGAAGAAAACUUCAAUAUGCAUCAGAUGCUGGAUCAAACUCUACUGGAGUUAAACAACAUGUGAUAAGUCUCUUAGCUGGGACCGUGCCAACAUCAGUUUCAUUUCUAGUUCUUUUUUUAAAAAACACCUGCUUGCCAUGAAACCCCUUGAGAUGUGUCCCUAUUUUAUAAUUCCCCCCUCCCCCAUGUUGCCGCAAUCAGUCCUAGGCCUGUUCGCUCUAUCCAGGCAUGGAAUCGGGGAAAAGAUUAAGAAGGGGAACAAGAUACAGGAGUUAUGGGGGGCAUCUGCCAGCUUUGGGGUGCCCUCCUUGGGACUCCUGCUGCCUACACUUUGGAUGGAGUUGAUUAAUGCCAAUUGUCUGCAGGCUCGAAAAAUGGGAAUAUUUUUUUGUUAGGAUUAUCAAGGUAGAUCUCCUUCAGUUUUAAUUGUCAGGGAUGCAGGGUGAAGGGGAGAGGGGAUUUUGAUCAGCUUGUCUUGAAAAAAAAAGGGAGCCACGCCGUCCACCAGCUCCUCUCUGGAUAACUCAGCACUUCGCCCAGCCAGGAACUCUUUUUUUCCUGGAGGGGCCUGAGGCUCAGCAUGAAAAGAAACUUUGAACAUCGACGGCAUUUUGGUCUGCAAAAGGAUCUGUGGCGGCCUCAAAGAUCUAUUGCACGUGGGAGUCACCCUUAGCUUUCACGGAAUAUUUCCUACUGCAAUUUUUGUGUUGUCUGAAUCAAAUACUUUUUUGGUAUCUGCCACCUGUUUGUUCGACACACCUUUCCCUUGUGUUGUUUUGAGCAGUCUUGGGGAAUCAUUUCUGUAUGUAAACAUUGUAUAAUUGACGAUAAUGGAAUAAAACACACACUCUGGAACAUUU